AAGGUACAUAUUCUUGCUUCCUUGGGUAUGUUAUUCAAUGCUGCGAACAAAUGACAAACCAGUUGACGAUCAAAGCAAAGGAUAAACUCCUUUUAGUGUUUUGGAAUAUAAUUUCUUCGUCCUUUAAAACUACAUUAAUUCGUCCAAAUGCUCUCAUUCUUCCGUACGUAUUUUCAUGGCAGAUAUCACCUUACCACAACAAGACGGGUUCUCAAGGUCAAUCUCAGAUACACCCCCUAAUCACUAUACGAUGAAAAUUCAGUCAUUUUCGCAACUCGCGAAGAAUAAAAUAGAUGCAUACCAUUCAUCUGAUUUUGAGGCAGGAGGCUACAAAUGGAAAUUGGUUGUUCACCCGAAUGGAAACGAAGACAAAGGUAUUACGGACCAUAUUUCCGUCUACUUAGUGAUUACACAGGUAGAGUCGCUCAAUCUUGGCUGGGAGAUUCGUGCAACUUUUCGAUUAUUUUUACUCGAUCAAAACAAAGACAAUUACUUUACACUUGAAGAUAUUGCCGGGAAACGGUUUCGCAGAAUGAAGCUCGAAUGGGGUUUCGAUACAUUUGUACCUCUCGCUCUAUUCAACGAUCUUGAAAAGGGGUAUCUAGUGAAGGACACUUGCGUGUUUGGAGCAGAUGUUUAUGUUACUCAUGAAAAACACACAGGAAAAGGAGAGAUUUUAUCAAUGAUAAAGGACGCCAUUAGCUACAAACACACUUGGAAAAUCAACAACUUCUCCACUUUAAACGACGAAUGUCUAGACUCCGAACCAUUCAAUGCUGCCGACCAAACAUGUGGAUGCAGGAAGAUACAAGUAUAUCCAAAAGGGAAAGGCAGUGGAAAGAACAACUUUGUAUCGGUAUAUCUGGCAUUGGCUGAACCAGAAAAACUUUCUCCGGCGACUAAAAUAUAUGCAGAGUUCACCAUAUAUAUAUUAGACCAAAUAAAUGGAAAAAAUUACUUUGGGACAGCUAAUUACUGGUUUAGUGGAAAAAAUUGUGUACGAGGUUGGCCAAGAUUCGUGUCUGCGAGUUAUUUUAAUAUGCAAUUGGCUGGUUUACUGGUGAAGAAUAGUUGCUUUAUGGAAGCAGAGGUGACGGUCCAUGGCAUGGCUAAUGAACUUUGAGAAAUGCUAUAUUAAUUUGUAUAUAUGUGACAAUAAUGUUCAAAAUGGUGAUUAAAAAAAAGGAAGAAGUGUGAAUUUUGGUUGAGAUCA
Messenger RNA from Olea europaea var. sylvestris, 1213 nucleotides. Its product is annotated as MATH domain and coiled-coil domain-containing protein At2g42460-like. The transcript is spliced from 6 exons. Lineage: Eukaryota; Viridiplantae; Streptophyta; Magnoliopsida; Lamiales; Oleaceae. Gene Ontology annotation, molecular function: protein binding. The coding region runs from base 176 to 1123 and encodes 315 amino acids. The record is from RefSeq and is a predicted model, not a curated record.